This is a messenger RNA of Medioppia subpectinata, 1497 nucleotides long. The record is from the annotation of a GenBank genome assembly. NCBI's taxonomy places the organism in Eukaryota, Metazoa, Arthropoda, Arachnida, Sarcoptiformes, Oppiidae.
AUGAAGAACGGGCGCAAAGAGUUAACGCUGGAAGUGAUCGAUGACUUCCAACUCGACUACUUAGACAAGAAGGCCAUCAAUGAGUAUAAGAAGUCGAAGACAAUGGCCGCCAGAGCCCAGCGGACGCCCAAAACCCCGGCCUCGCGGUCCGGAUUCAACGCCAACGACAGCUUUAAGGCUUUGCUUAAAGAGAUGAACAGUGGAUCCGAUGACAGCAAACCGGCGCCGACACGGCUUUUCACUCGAAUCGAAAUCGCAUCCAAUGACGAGUCCAGUGCUGUCGAAGACAAGAAACUCGAAGAGAUUAGUGUCACAGAAACGACAACACAUAAUGUGGUGACCGUUGAAACGCCCAAAACACCCGAAAAAGUGGUGAAUGAGGCGCCAAUGUCUCCCGAAAUGGUGGACCAGACCAUUGAGUACAUGGAUGUGAGCGCAAUGACCACUCCAUGCGUGACAGCGACCGCUAUUAACGAGUCUAUCAAUACGUCUCUCAAAAUUGACGACACGAUUAACUCGAAUAUAUUGUGUUAUUUCGGGAACUCUUACUCCGACAAAGAGUGGCGGAACCGAUCGAAAGUCGAACACAGCGUCAAACUAUACGACUCGACGAUUACGUUAACCGAAAACUUUAAGUUUAUGUCAUUGAAGAUCACAGAAACCAAUGAGAUAUUGAACGACAUUAUUGACGAGUUUUCAGAGCUUCUUCGGGAAGCGCUGGACAUUGAAUCGUGGAAUCAGUUCUCAAUUCCCAGUCCUAUCGAAGCCUAUUAUAUCGGACGCGUUUGUUAUGACUGCAGCGCUAAGACUAAGCUAUCGGACGGUACGAUACGACUCGAGGGCUCCCGGUAUCUGACAAAUAGCGAGUCCAUUGAUCUGGACUUAAGCCGUUUGAACAACUAUUCCCUGUUUGCGGGGCAAGUGAUGGCCUGUAAGGCUAUCAACGAAUCGGGCAAAACACUUGUCGUCCAAGAGAUCAUGGAUUUUGAUAAGAUUACGGGUUCGCCAGGAGUUACGCCAUCGUUUGUCCACCCGUUGAAUCUGGUCGUAGCCGUCGGGCCAUUCAAUACACACCAAUCGCUGGAUUUAGAGCCGUUGCGGAAGUUUAUGUCAUACGUGCGCCGCUAUGAACCCGACUACUGCCUACUCUUAGGCCCAUUCGUGGACACUAUGAACGAGAAGCUGUUGACCACCGAUGAGCCCAUCGAUCGUAUAUUUAAUUCGCAGAUGCGAUACAUAGCGGAAGAGUUGGCAGAUGUGAAGACUGAGGCGAUUGUGGUUCCGUCCACUCGUGAUCUCAAUGUGUUCAACACAUUGCCUACAAUGCAAUUCAAUUCGUAUAAAUCGCAUAAAAUUCACUACUUUUCCAACCCAUGCGUACUGAACAUCGCCGGAGCCGUCAUCGCCAUGACGUCCACCGAUGUGUUGCUUCAUCUGAGCAAAGAGGAGAUCUCUGCGUACGGUUCCAGUCAUUCAUUCAUGUAUUUUAUAUCUUAA